AUGAUAUAUGAUAUUUUUCAAGAUGACAUCUAUCUUUACAUUUCUUGGACCGGAAAUGAGAACCUAGUAGACGACAUUUACUCUGCUAGAGCUGAUGUAAAAGACUGUCGAGUUGAUGUUCUGGAAGGGCUAAUCAAGGAAGGCUAUGAUUGGAGUACACAUGUAUGGGAAGUAGUUAAACGAGUGGAAACGUCCAUACAUGAGGAAGAAGAGGAGGCAGAUGUGGAGAUGGAAAAUGGAGAUGGUGAGGAGACAAAUUCCAUACAUUCAGGUUCUACUAGAGGUAAAAAGAAGGCUAUUGAUCAUGGAUUCGAGAAACGGAAGCAGAAACUGCUUUUUGAGCGCUCAAACCCACCACAACUUAUUGUGAAUGAUGACUUGAAGAAAUUCCUUCAAAGUGUGAUUGCAGCAUCUGUCACUGCAUUGGGGGAGAAGCUGAAGCAGAAAAUUCAGUCGAGGCUUGAUGCUUUGGAGUGUGAAAUUAGACAACAACUUACGAAUGAUAUCAACCCUGCCCAAGGAAAAGGAUUAUCACAAGAGUCCAACGUUACUGAUUUUGACACAACACCUCUUUCAAAGGCCCAAAAACCAAAUCCUUGGUGGACUCCUUCUACUUCAUUUCAAGCUAGCAGAGUUGAAAUUCCUAAACAUACAAGUUCUUUUGGUGAGAACUGGGGAACAAAACAUGGAAGAGAGCUAAAAUUGACGGAUGAUCCAUCAGACCCGAAUAAAUUUGCUGAUUCCCCAUUGACAUUUGUGUCUGACGAGAUCUGGAACCAAUUCAGCGACCGGUCUAUGAAACCUAUGUAA
Molecule: messenger RNA, 810 nt
Organism: Eruca vesicaria subsp. sativa (arugula)
Lineage: Eukaryota; Viridiplantae; Streptophyta; Magnoliopsida; Brassicales; Brassicaceae
Source: the annotation of a GenBank genome assembly